Cyclopterus lumpus (lumpfish) is the source of this 1419-nucleotide messenger RNA. It is a transcript of the gene tmem60, whose product is annotated as transmembrane protein 60. The transcript has 2 exons. The record is from RefSeq and is a predicted model, not a curated record. The coding region runs from base 243 to 647 and encodes 134 amino acids. Lineage: Eukaryota; Metazoa; Chordata; Actinopteri; Perciformes; Cyclopteridae.
GGAGUUAGUGAAACUGCUGUCGGAGCGAAGCUGAAAGCCGCUAAAAGCUCCGAGCUAAGCUAACGACACGGUGGUCGAGCGGCUUCCAGUUUAAAACUGAAUGACCACAAGUGCGGACAUUUGUCUCGCUGAUGAGGAGCCGGCCUUUGACUGUCCGAGUCCACGUGAUCUGUGUGUGUGCGUGUGUCUCUGAAGUCCUCGGUCCCUCUGGGUGAGACUGGCUCUGAGCCAGUCCUCUGUAGAUGAAGAUGUCCCUGGCCCAGCGAGUGCUCCUAUCGUGGAUCUUCUCCCUGAUCUUCCUCAUCAUGCUGGUCCUCAAGCUGGACUCUAAGAUUAACUGGAACUGGUUUAUCAUCUUCCUCCCUGUCUGGACCUUUGACACCAUCCUCAUCCUCAUGCUGAUAGUGAAGAUGGUGGGGCGCUGCAAGCCGGACUUUGACCCCCGCGAUGGGGAGCAGAGCCUGAAGAGGCGGUUGUGGUACCUGACAGCCUUACUGCUGAAGCUGGCCUUCUGCCUGACACUGUGCUCCCGCCUGGAGAGGCUCACUGAAAUGUGGGUCAGUGUGGUGUGUGUCCCUCUUUGGGUGCUGCUGGGUGGGGCACUGGUGGAGCUGGGACACAGUGUCUUCCACUACAGGAGGGAAUGAACCAAAUGACUGUUGAAAUCCAACACAAGUGACAAGACGUUAUGCUCAAGUGUCUCUCUCUUGGGACGCACCAAUCGGAUCUACUGGAUUGGUAUCGGGGCCGACACUGACCCCAUAACGUGGAUCAGGUAUCAGUCAGACAUAUUUAAUACAGUUUCUUUGUCACCAUGAAAUUCACUGCGCCUGCUUCAAGUUACAUUUACAUCACAGCAGGCUGCAGACUAAAGGACAUGGGUAUGGGUAGUUUAGCAUCUUGAGAAUAAUUCCAGCCUCCCCAUAGUUUUGGCAUUCAUGUUGCCUUUUAAGCUCGUCAAGGAGAGUAUGAUUUUUAUUUUACAUUAGCUAGACCUGUACUGCCGGGUAAGACUUUAAGAAGUGGAGUCUGGCAAACAGACGGGCGUGAUCUGCCAUUGUCCAACAUCAGUUACUUGUUGCACUAAAUGUUGGUCUUCAGUUCAGCUUUGGUUGUGGGAUCCUUAUGAACAGUGACAUUAUCCACUGUGUGCCACUAAGCCAUAUUAUACCUGUUUGUAAAAUCACAUCUGAUUUCUAUAAAGAAACCUCACAACUUCCAUGUGUGAUGGUACGUACACACAUGACGCAUUACAUUAUUUGCCAGUACUUUCCAUCCCAAGAUGUCACUGACACAAGUUGAAUGUAAAUCCAUAAUUUUCUCCAACUGUAUAUCAACUAUUGUGGCAUCAAACCUCAUGACCAUCGGUGCAAUAGUCUUCAGUAUUGGACCAACGUUGUCAUCUCUAGACCCAAGCCG